UCCUUUAUCUACCCCACCUUAUCAUCUCUGUUCUCUACCAUAACAUUCACAUGUUCCUUCCUCUCUACUACAUAACUUCUCUAGCUACCAGAAAAUAGUCACAAUUCUUCAUAUCUGUUUCUAUCAAUUUUGGAAUUUUCUCGUCGGAAAAUAUGUCGAAUUUGUGUGACGGCCGCAGGAGGACUGGAGACGGCAAGGCGCCGGAGAGAUCGAGUUUCGUACAGACUUGUAACUUGUUGAGUCAGUUUAUUAAAGGGAAGGCUACUAUUAGAGAUCUGAAUCUCGGAGUCGCCGGCCAAACGGAAGCUGCAGGGAAAACUGAAACUGCAACUAUGGAUUUAUUAACAGUCAUGGAAAAACCAUCUAUUGAUCUAACAAAAGAAGAACACAAAUCCGUAGAUCUUGUUACAACAGAGUCUUCUAGAGAGAAGGAGGCCGCUGUAAAUGAGCCCAGCACGAGUAAAGAGGCACCAAAGGAGCCUAAAGCAGCCCAAUUGACUAUGUUCUAUGAUGGUAAAGUGAUUGUUUUUGAUGAUUUCCCAGCUGACAAAGCUAGAGCAGUGAUGUUAUUGGCUAGUAAAGGAUGUCAUCAGAGUUCAUUUGGGACUUUCCAGACUACAAACAUCGACAAAAUUAACACAUGUACUGCUGCCCCUGCUUCUUUGACAAGUAACAGAACUGAUUCUGUUGCACCACAGCAACAACACCUCCAGAUUAAGCCAGACUCUAGCUCUGCUGCACCGCAACAGCACAAGCACAAUCUGCCGCCACUCCAUGUUUGUAGUAGUACUAAAACUGAUCAUCUUAACCCCGGAUCAGUUUCAUCUGCACCCUUAGUAGAGCAGGAGCAACACAAGCAAAUCCAGUCACAGGCUGCCGGAAUUAGCAGCAGCUCCGAGCUACCUAUUGCAAGAAGAUCUUCACUACAUAGGUUUCUUGAGAAGAGGAAAGAUAGGGCAAUUGUUAGAGCUCCAUACCAAGUUGUACAUAACAAUCCUUUGUUACCAUCGUCUUCAAAUACUAAUGGUGAGUCAUCUUCCAAGGAUUGCGAAGAUCAGCUUGAUCUCAAUUUCAAGUUAUAGCCAAAACUCCACUCUCGCAGUGGGAAUUCCAUAAGCUAUUUUUUGGUUGACGACUGGAUAAGCUAGUAGUAUUAAAUAUAUAUUUAGAUCAGUGAUUUGAAGAUUAUUUUUCCAGCACAGCUUAGCUUACAGAUUAUAUUUCUUGUAUUAGAUAUUGUUUAUUAUUACCAACCGAAUAUUAUGACUUUU
Molecule: messenger RNA, 1271 nt
Organism: Solanum verrucosum
Lineage: Eukaryota; Viridiplantae; Streptophyta; Magnoliopsida; Solanales; Solanaceae
Product: protein TIFY 10c-like
Exons: 5
Coding region: 153-1082 (309 amino acids)
Biological process (GO): regulation of defense response; response to wounding; regulation of jasmonic acid mediated signaling pathway
Cellular component (GO): nucleus
Source: RefSeq, a predicted model, not a curated record